AUGCUCCUAGCAGCGGCGCGGCCGCUGCAGUCCAUCUGCACCGCCUGCCGUUCGAAGCUGCGCGCCAGCGCCGCCGCGGCGACAUGGUCCGCGAGCAGCAGGGCGAGCGUGCACAAGCGCGUGCGGUUGAGCGCUCCUCCGUCGACGCCCUCGUGCUUGCGACAUCAAUCCCGCCACUUCUCCGCUUCGAACCGACACCGCGACGAGCAGUCUCCCUCGACGACGAACGACGACCCGAGCAACGAUGACGCCGCCGCCGAUAGCGCACCGAACGAACAGAACCAAGCGCGUGCAGUAGAAGGACGGGAUGUCGGCGCGGACAGUAGCGAGCAGCAGCAGCAGCAGCAAGAACAACAACAAGAACAACAAGAGGAGGGCGAGGGCGAGGGCGAAGAAACACACGACGCCAAACCGCCGCCGCCGCCGCCGACGUACGCGCAGCUCGAAGCGGCGGCGCGGGCCGCGCGCCAGGCGUUCGGCGAAGCCCUGCCCGAGGCGCUGCUGUCGCCCGACGAGUUCGUCGUGUACGAGCGGCUGUACGGCGCGCCGCUGCGGAUCGCGCCCGAGGCGGAGCUGCGGGCCGAGGCGGCGGCCGAGGCGGAGCGGCUGCAGCGCGGCGGGCAGCCGGACGAGGGCGAGCGGAUGCCGGACACGCUGUGGGUGGAGGGGAAGAGCGGGAGGCUGGUGGAGGUGGAGUAUUAUUACGGGGCGCCGGAGAGGGGGGGUCGAGGGGUGGAGGGGCAGCGGCAGCGGCAGCAGGGGGAGGGGGAGGAGGAGGUGGCGGUGGUGGAUGAUUUGGAGGUGUUGGCGGAGCGGGUGGAGGCGUUGGAGGUGGGGGUGGAGGGGGAGGAGGGUGAGGGCGAGGCCGAGGAGUGGGAGUAUGGCGGGGUGACGGCGAAUGAGAUCAGGACGCAUCCGUUGACGUUGGCUGGGAGGUUUGCGACCACGCCGAGCACGCUGCGGCUGCCGAAGAAGGAGUUUGUUGAUCCCGUGGCGGAGAUUUUGGCGAAUGCGAACAACAAGCAUCUGGGGGACGCGGCGUCCCGGGUGUUUGGAGGGCCUAGGCUACCGCAUUCGACGGCGACGCCGCGGCCGAUGGGUGGCGAGUCGGUCCAGAAGCCCAUACCGCUGGAACCGUCGCAGCUUUCCAUGAGCCCUAUGGAGGGAGAUUCGUAUCUGGCGGCUGUCAUGCCUGGCACGUAUGCCGCUGUUACGAGCGUUCUCGUUGAAGUCCGCAAGCGUCUGGGUACUGACUGGAUCGAGGGUCUUCUCAAGAAGGAGAACGGUCCUCUGAUCCUCGACGUUAGCUCUGGCGGUGCUGGCGUCGUGGCUUUCCGUGAGAUUCUCAAGGCAGAGUGGGAGCGGAUGCAAGAGGCUUCCGACUCGCCCAAGUCGACUCCCGCUCCGACUGGAAAGGCAUCCGUCAUCACCGGCUCUGACACGAUGCGCCGUCGUGCGGCCCGCUUCCUCGAGAACACAACUUUUCUCCCGCGCCUGCCCGACACCAUCCUCCCCGGUGAGAAGGUCGGUCCCAAAGCACGCAAGGUCUACGAUAUCGUCAUCGCGCCGCACUCCUUGUGGUCGAUGAAGGAAGACUACAUGCGCAAGGCUGCGAUCCAGAAAUACUGGUCUCUUCUGGACCCGCGCGGUGGCAUUCUGGUCCUGAUAGAAAAGGGACUUCCGCGCGGUUUCGAAGUCAUCGCCGGCGCCCGUGCGCUCCUGCUCGACAACCACAUUGCCAGUCCUGGCGCUACCCAUGUCGAGCCGCAGCCUCUGGACCACCUCGACCCGUCGAACAAAACCCGUGUUUCGAGGAAGGAAGAAGGCAUGAUUGUCGCUCCGUGUACGAACCAUGCCGGCUGCCCGAUGUACACGAUCCCGGGUAUCAGCAGGAAUAGAAAGGACUUUUGCUACUUCAAGCAGAGAUUCACCCGGCCGCCGUACCUGCAGAAGCUACUGGGCGCGAGGGAUCGGAACUAUGAGGAUGUGCAGUUCAGCUACCUCGCGGUGCGAAGAGGUGGCGAUAUGAGGAAGGGGCCUGAAGGUGUGCUGCAGGGCGAAGAGGCGACAUUGAGAGCGUUCGAAGGGCUGGGCGAUAGACAUCGCAAUCCGUUGCAGGAGUUGGACGAUGUUGACGACGGCGCGGAACCCGAGGCCGCGGGCGCCGAAGCUACCAGCGAGUCCUUUGAUCCAGCGACAGCGGCGCCAGAGGAGCAGGUCAGGAUGGCGGAGGAAGAAGAAGACUACGGCGAGGCCACCCAGCUCACGCUCUCGCUCCCGCGCAUGAUCAUGCCGCCCCUCAAGCGGCGCGGCCACGUCAUCCUCGACGUCUGCACGCCGCAGGCGCGCCUCGAGCGCUGGACGGUGCCGAGGAGCUUCGGGCGGCAGGCGUACCGCGACGCGCGCAAGAGCCAGUGGGGCGACUUGUGGGCGCUGGGCGCGGCGACGCGGGUGCCGCGGACGAUGCGGCUGGGCCGGAAGGACGAAAGCCCCGUGGCGACGGGGAAGAUCAUGGCGAGCGUCGUGAGGGAUGAGGAGAAGACGAAGCUGAGCAAGAGGGACAAGGAGAAGUUGAAGCAUGAGAGGGGGAAGUCGUGGAAGAAGGGGAAGGAGACGAGGAAGAUGGAGAGGCAGAGGAGGGAGGUGGAGAGGGAGGCGAGCGAUGAGGAUCUCUGA
This is a messenger RNA of Diplodia corticola, 2676 nucleotides long. RefSeq names its product 37s ribosomal protein rsm22. Bases 1 to 2676 code for a protein of 891 amino acids. Gene Ontology annotation, biological process: translation. The transcript has a single exon. Gene Ontology annotation, molecular function: structural constituent of ribosome; methyltransferase activity. The record is from RefSeq and is a predicted model, not a curated record. NCBI's taxonomy places the organism in Eukaryota, Fungi, Ascomycota, Dothideomycetes, Botryosphaeriales, Botryosphaeriaceae. Gene Ontology annotation, cellular component: mitochondrial small ribosomal subunit.